AUGACCUGUGGAUCAGGAUUCUGUGGCCAGACCUUCAGUUGCGUCUCGGCCUGUGGACCGCGGCCCGGCCGCUGCUGCAUCACGGCCGCCCCCUACCGCGGCGUCUCCUGCUACCGUGGCCUCGCCCGCGGCUUUGGCAGCCAGAGCCUCUGCGGGGGCUUCCGCUCCGGCUCCUGCGGCCGCAGCUUCGGAUACCGCUCUGGCGGCGUGUGCGGACCCAGCCCGCCCUGCAUCACCACCGUGUCGGUCAACGAGAGCCUCCUCACGCCCCUCAACUUGGAGGUUGAUCCCAACGCUCAGUGCGUGAAACAUGAGGAGAAGGAGCAGAUCAAGUGUCUCAACAGCAGGUUUGCUGCCUUCAUCGACAAGGUGCGCUUCCUGGAGCAACAGAACAAGCUGCUAGAGACCAAGUGGCAGUUCUACCAGAACCGCAAGUGCUGCGAGAGCAACCUGGAGCCGCUGUUUGAGGGCUACAUCGAGACGCUGAGGCGGGAGGCCGAGUGCGCGGAGGCCGACAGCGGGAGGCUGGCCUCAGAGCUCAACCACGUGCAGGAGGUGAUGGAGGGCUACAAGAAGAAGUAUGAGGAGGAAGUGUCUCUCAGAGCAACAGCCGAGAAUGAGUUUGUGGCUCUGAAGAAGGAGGUGGACUGCGCCUACCUGCGCAAGUCGGACCUGGAGGCCAAUGCGGAGGCCCUGACCCAGGAGAUCGACUUCCUGCGGCGACUGUAUGAGGAGGAGAUCCGCGUCCUCCACGCCCACAUCUCAGACACCUCAGUCGUCGUCAAGAUGGACAACAGCAGGGACCUGAACAUGGACUGCGUCAUUGCCGAGAUCAAGGCUCAGUAUGACGACAUCGCCACCCGCAGCCGGGCCGAGGCCGAGGCCUGGUACCGCACCAAGUGCGAGGAGAUGAAGGCCACCGUGAUCCGCCACGGGGAGACCCUGCGCCGCACCAAGGAGGAGAUCAACGAGCUGAACCGCAUGAUCCAGAGGCUGACAGCCGAGGUCGAGAACGCCAAGUGCCAGAACACCAAGCUGGAGACUGCAGUGACCCAGGCGGAGCAGCAGGGCGAGACGGCCGUCAGCGAUGCCCGCUGCAAGCUGGCCGAGCUGGAGGCCGCCCUGCAGAAGGCCAAGCAGGACAUGGCCUGCCUGCUCAAGGAGUACCAGGAGGUGAUGAACUCCAAGCUGGGCCUGGACAUCGAGAUCGCCACCUACAGGCGCCUGCUGGAGGGCGAGGAGCACAGACUGUGUGAAGGUGUUGGGGCCGUGAAUGUUUGUGUCAGCAGCUCCCGUGGCGGAGUCGUCUGUGGGGACCUCUGCACGUCAGGCUCCAGGCCAGUGACAGGCAAUGCCUGCAGCGCCCCUUGCAGCGGGAACCUGGCAGUUAACACAGGAAUGUGCGCUCCCUGCGGCCCUUGCGGCCCCUGCAAUUCCAUCACCUCUUGCGGUCUGGGCACCUGUGGUGUGGGCUCCUGCGGCAUCAGCUCCUAUGGCGUGGGCUCCUGUGCCAGCAGCUGUCGCAGAUGUUAG
Messenger RNA from Pteronotus mesoamericanus, 1533 nucleotides. Its product is annotated as keratin, type II cuticular Hb1. The record is from RefSeq and is a predicted model, not a curated record. Gene Ontology annotation, biological process: keratinization; intermediate filament organization. The coding region runs from base 1 to 1533 and encodes 510 amino acids. Lineage: Eukaryota; Metazoa; Chordata; Mammalia; Chiroptera; Mormoopidae. The transcript has 9 exons. Gene Ontology annotation, cellular component: keratin filament. Gene Ontology annotation, molecular function: structural constituent of skin epidermis.